Molecule: messenger RNA, 1521 nt
Organism: Eufriesea mexicana
Lineage: Eukaryota; Metazoa; Arthropoda; Insecta; Hymenoptera; Apidae
Gene: UQCR-C2
Product: Ubiquinol-cytochrome c reductase core protein 2
Exons: 7
Coding region: 63-1394 (443 amino acids)
Cellular component (GO): mitochondrion
Molecular function (GO): metal ion binding
Source: RefSeq, a predicted model, not a curated record
CUAGUUGGUCAUUAGUACAGUUCCGUAUCCUCUGUAAAGGGAGGUUUUCGAGAAAGAAGAAAAUGGUUAACUCUGUUAUACGGUCCUCUUUACUACGUGGUACCACGGUUAGACAUUAUGCAGUUGCAGCAACUGCACCUGUUAGUGGUACUGUAGUACCAGAAAUUAAAGUUUUGAACAAUAAAGUUACUGUUGCUGCUUACGAUAGUCAAUCUCCAAUUGCACAAGUGUCCAUUGUUUUCAGAGCUGGAUCAAGGAAUGAAACGUAUGACACACAAGGUUUAACACAUUAUUUGAGAACAGCUACUGGAUUAAGUACAUCUUCUGCGUCUGCUUUUGUCAUAACAAGAAACAUUCAACAGCUUGGUGGAAAUUUAAUAACCACUAUUGAUCGUGAAAGUAUAGCAUACACAUUGCAGAUCACUAAAAACAAUUUGGUAGAUACUCUUAAGUAUUUAGAAUAUGUUGCUACCCAGCAACUCUUUAAACCCUGGGAAAUAAGUGAUCAGGCACCAAAAAUAAAAUAUGAAAUAUCUUCUUUGCCUGAUACAGUUUCAGUACUUGAACUUUUACAUAAAGCAACCUAUCGUAAUAGUGGACUUGGAAAUUCUCUUUUUUGUCCAGAACAUCAAAUAGGUAAAAUUGGUUCAGAAAAUCUACAACAUUUUGUCAAUACUUGGUGUACUGCACCUAAAUGUGCUGUUGUUGGUACUGGUGUUUCACUAGCAGAUCUUACUGCUCUAGGAUCAAAUCUAAAUCUUAAGUCAACAGACAAGGCAAAUGAAGCGUCAAAAUAUUGUGGUGGAGAAAUUCGUAAAGAAACUGCUGCAGAUUUAGUUAAUAUAGCAAUAGCUGUAGAAGGUACAAAUUUGAAAAAUGAGAAAGAUGCUUUGGCAUGUGCAAUACUUCAAAGAGCAACUGGUUCUGGACCCAGAGUUAAAUGGGGAUCUAGUGGAAGUUCACUGUAUAAACAACUUUUAAGCGUUGCAAGCUCAGAACCAUUUGGUUCUACAACUUUUAAUGCUAGCUACUCUGAUUCAGGAUUAUUUGGGGUUGUUCUGUGUUCAACAGCCGAUAUAGCAGGAUCUUUAGCACAAGCAACUUCUAAAUGGUUAAAGUCCUUACAAGUAUCUGAUAAAGAUAUUACACGUGGUAAAAAUAUAAUGAAAACUGACAUUUUGGAUGCAGCAGAUAAUUCACUUUGUCUAUUGGAAAGUAUGCAGCAACAAGUUCUGUUUAAAGGUCAAAUUUCUACACCAAUAUCAUUAGCUAAUGAUAUUGAUAAAGUUUCGUCAUCUGAUGUUAAAACUAUUGCUAGUAAACUUAGCAAAGGAAACAUGUCCAUAGCUGCCAUUGGUAACUUGAAAAAUGUACCAUAUCUUUCUGAAUUAUAGUAGAUGCAGUACUUUUUCAUCCACAUUGACAAGUAAUAAACUUCAUACCAACUCUCUUCAAAAUUGUGAAGAUUGAGUUAAAGGUAUAAGAAAGUUACCAACCUGAAUGGGCAUAAAAUAUAAAAUU